CGCCUGGCUCGGUUCUUAUCAAAAAUACGCUGAGUCGGUUUUAUUGUUUAUAUACGAUACGAUUAUGACACUUACAUGCGAUUAUGCGGAUUUUACACAAAAUUCAAAAUUGUUGUCAUUGGCAAAAAUUUUUUAACUUUAUGAAAUAAAUAUUUCUUAUUCACAAGCAACCAUUUUUUCGAUUUUUAUACUUAAAGUAAUAAUUAAUUCUUACAUCGUUUUUCGUACUAUGUGAUUGUGUUUUAGUAUUCAUCAACAAGGGAUAUAUAAUACUGUCUAUACAUAUUGUUUUUUUUUGUUUGUCAAUGGUGCAUAUUAAAUUUCUGGUGCUCUAAAUAGUUCUUAUAAUGAAAUUCUGUUAUUAAAUCAGUCAUUCCAAGUAUGGAAACCAAUCAUCCAGAGUCAACGACGCAAGUUGAUGCCAUGGACAACAUCAAACAUGAUCGUUCUACAAACUAUGGUUCCCUGAUUAACAAUAUAAGUCAUAUGCCAACAUUUGGUCUACCAGCAAGUGCCUAUGAAUUAAAUUCUAGUGCAAGAUUAACUAUAAGAUUUGAUAGAGAAAUGUUCAACAGUAGUCUAUUUGAGAAUGAAAUAGAAAUCAGUCCAGCAUUUCGAUUUAAUAGAAAUGAUUUAUUCAGACCUCCCCACUUUGAUUUCAGUCAUAGAAGUAGCACACUACUGAAUGGACAAUUUUCUACACCCAAAGAAAUGGUUCAAAAUUUAGAUACCAAAAAGCAUUUACAAGAGUUUGGUUUAAAAAAAUCUGAGGUUAAAGCCAAACUAUUUAAAUGUGAUGUGUGCAAAAAAUCAUUUUCUAGUUCUGGUGGAUUGACUGUCCAUUAUAGAACACAUACAGGUAACAAACCUUUCAAAUGUGAUUUAUGUAAUAAAACUUUCUCAAAUUCAAGUCAUUACAAUUACCACAUGCGUGUACAUUCAGGAGAUAAACCAUUUAAAUGUCAUGUGUGCAACAAAGAAUAUUCUUGUGCUAAUGGUAUCUUAUACCAUCAGAGAACCCAUCACUUUUUACAAGAUACAAAACCUCUAAAAUGUGAUGUAUGUGACAAACUGUUCUCCAGCAUUGGUGGUCUGACUGUUCAUUAUCGCUCUCACACUGGUGACCGCCCAUUUAAGUGCGAUGUGUGUUUUAAGACAUUUACAAGUUCCAGUCACUGCAAGUAUCAUCAGAAAACUCAUUCACAGUUGAUAACAAAAAAAACCUUGAAAUGUGAUAUUUGUAACAAAUUAUUCUCCAGUUCAGGAGGCCUUGUAGUUCAUUAUAGAAUGCAUACAGGUGAUCGUCCAUUCAAAUGUGAAGUUUGUUUCAAAUCAUUUACCAGUUCCAGUCAUUUCAAGUAUCACCAAAAAUCACAUGUGAUUUCAAAUGAUAAAAAAACAUUGAAGUGUGAUGUAUGCGAUAAAUUAUUUUCUAGUGCUGGUGGACUAGUUGUUCAUUACCGUACACAUACUGGUCACAGACCAUUCAAAUGUGAUAUUUGCUUAAAAUCUUUUACUAGCUCAAGUCACUUUAAAUAUCACCAAAAAACUCACAUGGUUAAUGUUUAAUGUAGCAUAAAUAUAUUUUAGCCAAGAGAAACUAAUAACUUAUUAA
This is a messenger RNA of Melanaphis sacchari, 1615 nucleotides long. RefSeq names its product zinc finger protein 2-like. The coding region runs from base 382 to 1569 and encodes 395 amino acids. The record is from RefSeq and is a predicted model, not a curated record. Gene Ontology annotation, cellular component: nucleus. The transcript is spliced from 3 exons. Gene Ontology annotation, molecular function: RNA polymerase II cis-regulatory region sequence-specific DNA binding; DNA-binding transcription factor activity, RNA polymerase II-specific. Lineage: Eukaryota; Metazoa; Arthropoda; Insecta; Hemiptera; Aphididae. Gene Ontology annotation, biological process: regulation of transcription by RNA polymerase II.